CCGCUUCCGCCCAGCCAGCAGCUUCGCGCGCUCCUAAUUCCGAGCGUCGCGUCCAGAGCUGGUCCCCGACGGCUCAGCGCAGGGGCCCCACACCACCGCCCGGCUGCCCCGGCUUCGCGGGUGACCUCCCUCGGGGCUGAUCAUUAACCCGGAGGCCGUAUAAAGAGCGAGCAGUGGCCUGGGUGGGAAAGGCCUCGUCGCCGCCUCGUCGCCGCCGCCAUGGACAGUAGCACCUGGAGCCCCGCGACCACGGCCACCGCCGCGCCCCUCGCGCCCCACGAGCGCAUCCGCAAUGCAGCCGACAUCUCUGUCAUCGUCAUCUACUUCGUGGUGGUGAUGGCUGUCGGGCUGUGGGCUAUGUUUUCCACUAAUCGUGGGACUGUUGGAGGAUUCUUCCUGGCAGGACGAAGUAUGGUGUGGUGGCCGAUUGGAGCUUCUCUCUUCGCCAGUAACAUUGGAAGUGGCCACUUUGUGGGGCUGGCAGGGACCGGAGCAGCUGCAGGCAUUGCCACUGGUGGCUUUGAAUGGAACGCCCUGAUUUUGGUGGUUGUCCUGGGAUGGGUGUUUGUCCCCAUUUACAUUAAGGCUGGGGUGGUGACAAUGCCAGAGUACCUAAGGAAGCGAUUUGGAGGCAAGCGGAUCCAGGUCUACCUCUCUAUUCUGUCCCUGUUGCUCUACAUUUUCACCAAGAUCUCGGCAGACAUCUUCUCCGGGGCCAUAUUCAUCAACUUGGCCUUGGGCCUGGAUCUGUACCUGGCCAUCUUUCUCUUAUUGGCAAUCACUGGCAUUUACACAAUCACAGGGGGCCUGGCAGCUGUGAUUUACACGGACACCUUGCAGACGGCGAUCAUGCUGGUGGGGUCUUUUAUCCUGACCGGGUUCGCUUUUCACGAAGUGGGAGGAUAUGAAGCCUUCAUGAACAAGUACAUGAAAGCCAUUCCAACCAUGGUUUCUGACGGAAACAUCACCAUCAGGGAAGAAUGCUACACCCCAAGGGCCGACUCCUUCCACAUCUUCCGAGAUCCCCUCAAGGGAGACCUGCCAUGGCCUGGACUCAUCUUUGGGCUGUCCAUCCUUGCCCUGUGGUACUGGUGCACAGAUCAGGUCAUUGUGCAGCGCUGCCUCUCAGCCAAAAACAUGUCUCAUGUGAAGGCUGGCUGCGUGAUGUGUGGGUACCUGAAGCUACUGCCCAUGUUCCUUAUGGUGAUGCCAGGAAUGAUCAGCCGCAUCCUGUACACAGAAAAAAUUGCCUGCGUCCUCCCCUCAGAGUGUGAGAAAUAUUGCGGCACCAAGGUUGGCUGUACCAACAUCGCCUACCCCACCCUGGUGGUGGAGCUCAUGCCCAAUGGACUGCGAGGUCUGAUGCUGUCAGUCAUGUUGGCCUCCCUCAUGAGCUCCCUGACCUCCAUCUUUAACAGUGCCAGCACCCUCUUCACCAUGGACAUCUACACCAAGAUCCGGAGGAGAGCAACCGAGAAAGAGCUCAUGAUUGCAGGAAGAUUGUUCAUCCUGGUGUUGAUUGGCAUCAGCAUUGCCUGGGUGCCCGUUGUGCAGUCAGCACAAAGUGGGCAGCUCUUCGAUUACAUCCAGUCCAUCACCAGUUACUUGGGACCACCCAUCGCAGCUGUCUUCCUGCUUGCUAUUUUCUGCAAGAGAGUCAAUGAGCAGGGAGCCUUCUGGGGACUGAUCAUAGGAUUUCUGAUCGGGGUGUCCCGUAUGAUUGCUGAGUUUGCUUAUGGAACCGGGAGCUGCAUGGAGCCCAGCAACUGCCCAACGAUUAUCUGUGGUGUGCACUAUCUGUACUUUGCCAUUAUCCUUUUUGUCAUUUCUAUCAUCAUCAUUGUGGUCAUCUCCCUCUUCACUAAGCCCAUUCCAGAUGUGCAUCUCUACCGCCUGUGUUGGAGCCUGCGCAACAGCAAAGAGGAACGUGUUGACCUAGAUGCAGGAGAAGAGGACAUCCAUGAAGCCCCAGAGGAGACCAUUGAAAUAGAAGCUCCUGAGGAGAAAAAAGGAUGCUUCAGGAAGGCCUAUGACCUGUUUUGUGGCUUGGACCAGCAGAAGGGUCCCAAAAUGACAAAGGAAGAGGAGGCAGCCAUGAAGCUGAAGAUGACAGACACCUCUGAGAAGCCUUUAUGGAGGACAAUAGUGAACAUCAAUGGCAUCAUCCUGCUGGCUGUGGCUGUCUUCUGCCACGCUUUUUUUGCCUGAGUCCUGCCUUUUGGUGCAGACUGUGCUCAUAAAGGCCAGACUCUUUACUCCGCCUCCCUUUAGUCCCAUUCUGUGGUGUAGAAGGGAAACCAACCAGUUGUAAAUUUUGCCCAGUUGAUAAAUGUGUACGUGUGUAAUUACAGUCUAGCUGGAGGAAAAUCAUUCAUUUGUUGUUAACUUAUGUAUUUGAGGCCAGUGUGACACAGUCAACUGUACAUAUUAGAGCUUCAGAAGAAUAGUCUACUCAUUCAUGAAAGGGCAGACUACGAAACAGAAGCCUCAUGAUGUCUGAUGUCAGUUUGUAGAUUCAGCGUGUUAACAUUGUGACUCUUGAAUAUUAUUUUGAGUUGUGGUCUUCUUGGUUCUGGUCACUUUCCCUAUCUGAUCUGCCUCAUCUUUUUUUUUUUUAAAGAAAAAAUUUCACCCAAUCAUCUUAUCCCUGUCAAGUUAUUCCUGGCAAAGAAAAAAUCAUUCUGAUAAACUGAUGAACACAUUGAAGCUGAGGAUGGGAGUUUGUUGGAGUCCCUGCCCUGGGUAUUAGCUCUUUGAAGGAGAGGUCUGGGAAUAUCAAUGCUUACCCCAAAGGUAGGGACCGAGGCACCAGCCUCAGGCCAGUGGGGAAAACAGAUAAUCUAGAGUCAAGGGGAUUUUCUGGUCUUUGUAAAAAUGUUCUUUGGGGGUUCCUUGUGUUUGGGAUUUCACUCGUUUUAUCAUUUUCUGUACCUAGAAUGUCUAAGCCAUUUAGCUAUGUUUGUGAACUGAAUGAAUGAUAUAGCAUUUAUUUAUAAACACUUGCUUUAUUUUUAUGUAAAUCUGGCCCUUGACUAACCUUUUCUUGUAGUGACACAAAGUACACACCCUGGUGACUAUUAUUAAUUACAAAUGUUUCCAGAUGUCACUCUUCCUCAUGGUGUGGAUGUUGACAUACAGGUUUAGAAGCUGAUUCUAUGUCACAUCAUACAGCAAAUGUGCCUCAUGGGGGGCAUCUGUCGUCUCAACGCAGCUGUGCUCUCCUGAAACACUAACACAAUUAGCCUGAGAUGCUCCUCUCCAUGAAUUCAUGUGACCACUGCCCUUCCUCUUCUCAGGUGUCUAGAUUUGUGAUCAUCCAUUGACCAAGGUCAGCGUCAGUGGUUUCUGUUCCUGGUGGUAAUGCUCAAGAGAAGUAGAUUAGCCAAGAGAAGUAGAUUUCUUGUUAAACCUGUUUGUUUCCUAGGGAUAAUUUUUUAAAAUUUAACUUAAUUAGUUAAAUUUAACUCUUUUUAAUUCCACCUGUGAAAUCCCAAUUAUAUUGUAAUAUAAUCUUAUGGAAGUGAAGAAAAAGUCACAAUGUUAAUAUUGACUGAUUUCAGGCUAGCUUAGAAAAGAGCUGGGACCUGAGGUUCAAUGGAGCUGAGAGUAGUUCCUGGGUGGAAAAAUGGUUCAACAGGUGAAGGAAUGGCUUGUUCUUGUGGAAGGAAGGAAACCCAGAGAACACUAUUUGAUGUGCCCUCAUAGUCCCCUUCAGGUAGGCAGAGAAGAGGGGAAAGUGGAGAAUUUCACAUGGCUAGCAUUACUCAGCCUACUCAGUUUUAUGUAGAGUUAGUGGUAUUUUUGAGCUUUAAGAGGAUAAAGGCAGGGUAUUGGAAGCUGGUGGAAAGAGUGGGCACAAAGUAUCUAGAUCAUUUUGGAUUCUGUUUCUGCUUAGCCAGAUUCACUUUUUAUAUUAUGGUAAAUUAUUGUGUCUCAACUGUGUAUUUUUCUCUUUGAAAAAUGGGGACGUUGGUGCUUAUAGCAUCUACUUACCUCCUCUGAGUGUGACAGGUCACUUUAUAAAGGGGAUGGUAGAUAGAUACAUGAUAGGUGCCAUACAGAUGUUAUAUUAAGCUUAAUUUAGUCCCAUACAUUAAAAUGUAUUACUUUGAUAAAA
Hipposideros armiger (great roundleaf bat) is the source of this 4117-nucleotide messenger RNA. It is a transcript of the gene SLC5A1, whose product is annotated as solute carrier family 5 member 1. Bases 220 to 2208 code for a protein of 662 amino acids. Gene Ontology annotation, cellular component: plasma membrane. The transcript has 15 exons. The record is from RefSeq and is a predicted model, not a curated record. Gene Ontology annotation, molecular function: D-glucose:sodium symporter activity. NCBI's taxonomy places the organism in Eukaryota, Metazoa, Chordata, Mammalia, Chiroptera, Hipposideridae. Gene Ontology annotation, biological process: sodium ion transport; transmembrane transport.